Messenger RNA from Nothobranchius furzeri (turquoise killifish), 1578 nucleotides. Its product is annotated as trafficking regulator of GLUT4 1. NCBI's taxonomy places the organism in Eukaryota, Metazoa, Chordata, Actinopteri, Cyprinodontiformes, Nothobranchiidae. Gene Ontology annotation, cellular component: membrane. The record is from RefSeq and is a predicted model, not a curated record.
CACCGCGGGUGUUCACUUCAAAAGCGGCUUAAUAGUUGUUUUUUGCCUGUCACUGGCUCGCCCGGAGCUUAAUAGGGCUCCGGUGCAGGGAGAUGCACUAUGAUGAGGAGGGAUGCGGUAAUUCCUCCCUACAUGACACAGAGAGGGGUGGGGGGUAAAAAAGCGAGGCGUGCGUCACCGACCGGCAGCUGAUCGUGAGAAAGACUCAGACAUCAAUAACGUCUCGUUCAUCAGUAAACAUCUGAGGGAAGAUUCUUCAGCACCGACAGGAGGGACAGCAGCACGGCAGGACAGCUGAACCGACUUGGAGAUCAUUCUCAUCUUUCCGUGAUGGCUAUCAACACUGAUGCCGCAUUUGGGAAAAGCGCCCUCGGUGAGAGAGAAGUUUCCAACCCGGCUAACUUCCAGGACACGGAGAAGCUGCUGAGCACCGCCACCACCGAGCCAACCGGCGAGACCAACAUCAAAUCAUCGGACUCCUUCUCCCUGAACAUCAGAGGGAGCGUCCGGUCUCUGGACGCGGACCAGGAUGGGCACAGAUCCCAGGUGAAAUCAGGCUCCGUUGGACACCUGACGGCCCCACCCAGAUCCAGCUCUCGGAUGAGUAUGGGCCAGCUGUCCUCCCCGGUGCCGCCUGGCUCCGCGCCCUCCUUUUACCUCUGGCUCGCCCUGCUGUCCUGCUUCUGUCCCGCUUGGCCGAUCAACAUAUCCGCCCUGUGGUACGCAAACGUGUCGAGGACAGUUCUCCACACCGGAGACGUCGAAGGGGCGAGGAAGUAUGGGCGUCGAUCAAUGCUGCUGAGCAUUCUGGCAAUGGUAGUGGGUGUGGCGAUAAUCGUCUUCAUAGUGUUAACAAUAGAGCUGCGGUGAAUUCUGGGAUGGAAAAAGUCUUCUUUACCUCUGGGGAGGAUCUCCAACUUGCACAGAAGAGGAGGAUUAUCGAUUUGAAGAUGCAAAAGCACCAAAUCUGAAGUGAUUCCAAAGUAUUGUUUUUACCUUUUUUCCCCCAAAGACUUUUUAAGGAGGAGGAAAGAAACCAUUUAUCCAUUUCAGGCAUCACUCUCACCCUAUUUUAACUCAGGAACCAUGGAUGGAAAAAUUGAAGGCAACAGUUUUUUUUCUUUGUGUGUGUGUGUGUGUGUGUGUAAAUUAGUCACCAGAAUCCAUGGAGAAGCUAUAGACCAAAGUAGCUAAACGCCACUUCCUCCUCACACUCUACAUCUUCACAAAUGAUUUGUUUGUUGCAUAAAGAGACAAAAAUGCCCAUUUUACUAAAAAUCUGCCACAAAUAUUGAGCUUUCUCUCUGACCGAUGUGGACUUUUGCUGGGUUUAAAUCAUUUUCCUACUGUUUACAUGAAGUUUUAAACAGGUAUGCCUCUCUACAGCCGUGGUGUGGCAUCUUGCUUUGCACGCUAACGUGAUACCAGUUCCCGGUUGGACUUGCUAUGUUUACAUUAUCCUGUGAAUGCACUGAUCCUGGCACUGAUGUUUCUGUUUCUACAUUUAUACUGUACGACUGGUUUCCUGUGCCAUAGUUCUGCAUGUCUGAAAUAAACAUGAAUGAGCAUGACCGACCC